UUUUUUUCUUUGAAUUUGUUCUUCGUAAAUGGUCUCAAUUUUGAUUGAGGUUGAUAUUAUGGUGUGAAUCUCCAAUUUUCUGUAUAGCAAAAGAAACCCUAGGAACAAAGGAUUUGUAACCCAAACAAAUAUUUCUCCAUUUUAUGGUUCACUUCUUUUUUUUUUUUUUUGAAUGUUUGCUUAAUUUGCUUCAAUUUAUUCUUCGUGAAUCUCCAAUUUUAGUUUGAUUGUUUUUUGUUUUGAGUUAAUACAUUUAUUUCAAAUCAAUAGCCUAGCCCUAAUAACCUACGUUGUUUUGAUCCGAUAAUUGAGAAAUAUAUUGUAAUACUUAAUUUGUGGGAAUAAUCAAUAGGAUCUAUAUAUCCUAAUAAGUAUUAGUUUAGGUUUACUUAAUUUGUUUGUCUAAUCUGAUAAUCUAAUGGCAGAGAUGGCAGAUGUGGUUAAAGAAAUUAGUGAUGGUAAAUCUUUGUUAGCAGCAGACACAGACAAAAAAGAAACAGAUUUAUCAUCCGAUGAAGAAGAUGAUGAUGACAACGAUUUUAUUCUUGUUGAAGAUGAAAGGAUAACCAAAUCAAGUGUUAUACUUAUUAUUAUUAGGGAAAAUAAAGCUAAGUUACCACCAAACACAAAAUUUUCAUACUUAUCCGAUGAAGAUGAUGAAUAUGAACAAGAUUGGGCCAUUGUUCACAAACAACUCCUUGAAACUGAUGGUUUCCAUGUUGAUUACCUUCCUAAUAAACACAAAAGGAACUGGUAUCAGAAAAUCUUGGGCAAUUCUUGUUGUAAAUAUACUAUUGAAGCAGCUAAUUUAGCCGUUGCUGAAUAUAACAAACUUGAGGGUGCUAAUUUGGAGAUUACAGAGAUUAUAAAUGUGAUACAAAUAGGAUUCGAUUAUUAUUAUCUUACACUGCAGUGUACGGAUGGAAAAUACUACGAAGUUAAGGUAUUCUUACAAAUGAGUCCCGAAAUUGAUUUGGAAAUGUUUAGGCCUGCUAAACAUUAUCCAAGACCAACAACAACUACUACUACAUCAGAAGAAAAAGAAGAAGCAGCAGCCUCCGACUAGAACAAAGGCUUCCAACCGUUGUUAGUUAAUUCGAUCGAUGUUUUCUUCUUCUUUUGUUAGUUAUCACUUUGGCUUUUUUUAUCUUUCAAUUUGUGGUAAUAGUUUCGGAGACAUGAAUUUAGUUGAUGAAUCCUACUACUCAAACUUUGAAUUCAUAAUCCAAAUCGCCAUCAACAUUAGCGACAGAACUUCUCAUAUGGUUUGUUUUGUUGCACAAAAAUUUGGCACAAAUUUGUGACAUUGUUAUAUCAUGUUUUGUUAUUAUGCUUCAAUAUAAAUAACCGUUGUUAGGUUCUCUACUUAUCGGUUAUCUCCAUAAGUAACGACAGUGACCCAAAAUCAUUGUUAGGUUCCCUACUUGCCAAUUAUCUCCAUAGAUAACGACAAUGACCUGGAAUUGUUGUUAGGUUCCCUACUUGUCGGUUAUCUCCAUAGAUAACGACAGUGACCCAGAACCAUUGUUAGGUUCUCUACUUGUUGGUUAUAUCCAUAGAUAACGACAGUGACCUAGAAUCGUUGUUAGGUUCCCUACUUGCCGUUUAUCUCCAUAUAUAACGACAGUGACCCAGAACUGUUGUUAAGUUUCCUACUUGUCGAUUAUCUCCAUAGAUAAUGGCAUUAACUUGGAACCGUUGUUAGGUUCCCU
Messenger RNA from Cannabis sativa, 1712 nucleotides. RefSeq lists its product as uncharacterized. Bases 419 to 1066 code for a protein of 215 amino acids. The record is from RefSeq and is a predicted model, not a curated record. The transcript is spliced from 4 exons. Lineage: Eukaryota; Viridiplantae; Streptophyta; Magnoliopsida; Rosales; Cannabaceae.